UCUCAUUCAGUCAUCGUUCGGCGUCCGUGAUGUUCGCGCAUGGGGCACCCAUGGGGCUAAGCACUUAAUCAGUCGUCGACGUGUCGUGCAACAUGGUGUUGGUGGUGGGGCUUGUGACUCUCCUAGUGCUCACCCCCUGCUUGGGGGGCAACUGCCCGUCCCCCUGCACCUGCAAAUGGAAAGGGGGCAAACAAACAGUGGAGUGCACGGAGCGAGGACUCAUCACGAUCCCCGAGAGCGUCGAUCCGGAGACGCAAGUAUUGGAUUUGUCCGGAAAUAAUUUGCAGAUCUUGCCCAGAGAGACUUUCGUACGGUCGGGGCUACUCAACCUCCAGCGAGUGUUCCUAAGACGUUGUCGGAUCGGCCAAAUCGACAAUCUCGCCUUCAGAGGAUUGACGAAUUUGAUCGAAUUGGACUUGUCGCACAAUCUACUGACGGCGGUACCAUCCGGGACGUUCCGGGACGUACCCUUCCUCCGGGAUUUGGUACUCGCCUACAACCCGAUCCAAAAAAUCGACAGUCAAGCCUUUAAAACAAUCCCGGGAUUGAUCAAACUCGAUCUAUCCAAUUGUGAGAUCCAAGUCAUUGCCUCGAAGGCGUUUGAAGGGAUUGAAAUGUUGGAGUCGCUCAAGUUGAACGGAAACCGGCUCUCGGAGUUACGACUGAGGACAGUGGAGACCCUCAACAGACUCCAUGGGAUUGAAAUGCAUGACAAUCCCUGGCAUUGCGACUGUCGUUUAAGAGCCGUCAAGGAAUGGCUCGUUAAUAACAAUAUUCCUUACCCCAUCUCACCUGUCUGUUCCGGAGGCCCGGAAAGACUCAUCGAUAAGACCUUCACCGAGCUUCACAUCGACGAUUUCGCUUGUAAACCUGAAAUUCUCCCAGUAAAUCGCUACAUUGAAGCGACUUCCGGUUCAAACGCCACGAUUUUAUGCCGCGCCAAUGCCAUCCCAGUCGCUAACAUCAACUGGUAUUGGAACGGCCGCCCCCUUUUGAACAACUCGGCUUUCAGCUCGCAUCAAAGAAUCCACGUUUUCGAGGAGGGCAAGCAAGAGAAACGCAGUGUUUUAGUGUUGACAAACGUCCAAGAGAUCAAUUCGAGUGAAUUUUAUUGUGUGGCGGAGAACAGGGCUGGUAACGCCGAAGCCAAUUUCACUCUUCAUGUCACAAUGCGGGCUGCAGGGAUCACCACUCUUGGUAGCGGCCAAAUCGCUGGUCUCAGUGUCGCUCUCAUCAUCCUCAUAAUUUUUAUCUUGUUGGUCAUUUUCGUGCUACUUGUCCGUCUCCGGCGCAUCCCUUUCUCCGAGAGCAAAACUGAAGUCGUCACUGUGGUCAACGGGACCUCCAAUGGCAAAGUGGAGGAACCCUCAACGGGUCAUACCAAACCCACUGAGUUGAAUUUCUGCAAUCCUGUUCAAAAACCGCCCCGAUUGAGCGACUCGACGAUCCCUGCGUCCUGUUUUGUGUCUCCCUCGUCGGCCUCCGGGAACAACCCUGACCUGAUCAACGACACCAAGCCCUCGGAGGAGUGCGAGGUUGUGGAGAGGCCCGCCAGUGGCGAGUAUAGUCGCAACGCUGAUUCGCUCUAUCCCUCGGGAUUGUGGGAGACGGAGUAUUCGCGUCAGGUGAAUUUCUAUGAUGACAAGACGCCGAUUAUGGACGGGAUGAGUGGCGGAGGGUCAUUGGAGGAGUUGGCGUUUAGGGCGCAAGGGUAUCCGGCUGAUUAUGGGCUUCCCAUCGCUGAUAAACAACAAACUUUGCCCACGAAUGCGAAAACGCUGAGGGUGUGGCAGAAGGGAGGUGUUCCCGUUUUGCCUCCGGUGACGGCACUCAAAAGGGCGCUCACUCAUAGCAGAAAUUCCCCCGAUGAAGGGUACCAAGAAGGCUGCGGGACUGACGUUUAAGUGUGAAUUUACCAAAGACACUGGUUGUGCUGUGAUGACUACACCGGAAAGGGGAUAUUUAGAUAAGUUUGUAUUUCCUUAUGUGAUAAUUGUUUCGUAGCGAAACUUGUAAAUAUUGUGUAUAGACUGUAGAUAAUGUUGUUUAUGGCGUUAUGAAAUUCAUAGACUAAGUAUACAUGCUCAAAAGACUGACCAUUUAUAUUUAAUAACUCGAAAUUCAUUUCCAGAUCCCCCAUUUCAUUUAUUUUUCUAUUUAUUGUAAAUGUUCAUUGUCAGCAACUAUAGCAAAGAUUUUUAUGUAACAUAAUAGUGUAUUGUUGUUUGCAACAGACGUGUAAAUGUUAAUAUAUUACAAUGUUAUACCCUAAAUUAACGGUACCUAAUAUCAAUUAAUAAUAAUAAUUCAGUAUUCUUAAUGUUACCAACAUGUAUAUAAAUGUGAAAACGGUGCGUAACUUUUGGUAAUAAACAAUU
Molecule: messenger RNA, 2378 nt
Organism: Tribolium madens (black flour beetle)
Lineage: Eukaryota; Metazoa; Arthropoda; Insecta; Coleoptera; Tenebrionidae
Product: leucine-rich repeat-containing protein 24
Exons: 1
Coding region: 93-1904 (603 amino acids)
Molecular function (GO): protein binding
Source: RefSeq, a predicted model, not a curated record